Messenger RNA from Lutzomyia longipalpis, 387 nucleotides. It is a transcript of the gene l(2)37Cg, whose product is annotated as probable DNA-directed RNA polymerases I and III subunit RPAC2. The record is from RefSeq and is a predicted model, not a curated record. Gene Ontology annotation, biological process: DNA-templated transcription. The transcript has a single exon. Gene Ontology annotation, molecular function: DNA-directed RNA polymerase activity; protein dimerization activity; DNA binding. Gene Ontology annotation, cellular component: RNA polymerase III complex; RNA polymerase I complex. NCBI's taxonomy places the organism in Eukaryota, Metazoa, Arthropoda, Insecta, Diptera, Psychodidae. Bases 70 to 369 code for a protein of 99 amino acids.
AUUGUGAAAAGGAAACAUUCUUCGUGUAGUAGAAAUUGAAUAAUUUAGUGCUAAAACUCAUUGAAAAAAAUGCCACUACUAGCAGAAUUGACUGGUGAUGAGACGAUGGACAAUUGCCGGACAUUUGUGUUCGAAAAUGAGGAUCACACACUUGGAAAUGCCUUGAGAUCCAUCAUCGUGCGGUAUCCAGAGGUUGUUUUUGUCGGCUACACCAUUCCUCAUCCUGCUGAAUCAACCCUCAACUUCCGGAUACAGACAACACCGUCUGUGCGAGCAAUUGAUAUCCUUCGGCGUGGACUACAGGAUCUGGAAGCAGUGUGUGAUGUUACCCUUGAGAAAUUCGACGCAGCAAUGCAGAGAAUAAAAUAAAAUAGAGAUUGAAUUGAU